UAUCUGUGAGUAAUCAAAAUGGCUGUCAUACAACGAUUUCCGUUUUGUGACUACGUUGUAAUGUUAUUCGUUAAAUUAUUAUUUCUUUUUAAAAUUCAUGGAUGAAACUAAGGAAUAUGAAUCGUCAUUUUAUGUAGAAACAUAUUUUUUUCAAAUUUUCGUAUUAUAUUUAUAUAAGAUUUAAUCUUUAUCGUAUUUCCAGGGCGUUCGUUUUAGCGAGGGGUGUAGAUGAAAGACGGGGAGGGAGGAGCGCGCGCGCGUUGCACGACGGGAUGGUAGACGGGAGGACGGUCGGGGAGGGCGAAAGAACGAGUCGAGUUCACAAAAUGGCGGCCAAGCUCAGGCCCGUGACCAUAUAGUACGUGAAAAUUCGAUAAUUUUGCACGAUGUCGCGACUUUAUGCAUUAAUAAUCGUUUAAUAUUACGAAUACGUGUAUACGCGGCAGUUCAAUUAUUAAAUUAACGUGAUUUUGUGCGUGGUGCGUGUAAUAUCGAGAUAUCGGUGCGACGCGCAGACGGAACGAUGCAGAAAACAUUAGACUCUGAGUCUGGUAAAGAAUCUGGAUCUGAUUCUGAAAAUGAAAGUAAGAGUGAUAGCUCUUCUUCAGGAAGCAAUACUGGAUCUGGCUCUGGAUCAGAAAGUGACUCUAGCUCCUCAAGUGGUUCCGGGUCUGGAUCAGGUUCUGAUUCUGAUAAAUCAGAGAAGUCGGAUGCACCUGCACAAAGUGAUAGCUUCCAGAGCAAAAGUUCAAAUCACAGCACAGAAACAAAAGUUAGGCUUAAGAAUGAGUCUAGUCGCGAGUGGGAUGAAAAUCCUGACAUUUAUGGAAUCAGGAGAUCUGGCCGUUCUAGGAAAGAGCCUGAAAGGCUUGCUACACAACGUGAAAGCGAUAGCGAUAGUCGCAAGAAAUUUAAAAAAAAGGGUUCACAUAAUUCAUGGAACUCGGAAAGUUCAGAUUCUGAAUCUGAUGAUGAUGAAAGUAGAAGACCUCCACCUAGUAAAUCGUUAAAUAGACGCGCCGCACAGAAAGCAAAAGAGAAAGCAAGGGUACGAAAGAAACAUAUUUCAGAAUCAUCUGACAAUUCUUCAUUUGACAGUGAUGAUAAUAGAAGACAAGUUACAAGAAGAACCGGAACUGCAAUUAGUUAUAAAGAAGAAAGUGAAGAAAGAACUGAUAGUGAAGAUCUUGUAGAAGUUGAUGAAGGUAGUACUGCAAAUGCAGAACCGGAUAAUGCAGAAACAAUUGAACGAAUUUUGGGACAAAGAUCUGGUAAAAAAGGAGUUACAGGAAAUGUUACAACAAUUUAUGCUGUAGAAGAAAAUGGAGACCCAAAUCCGGACAAUUUGUCUAAUGAUGAAACUGAAUUACAGUAUUUAAUAAAAUGGAAAGGAUGGUCUCACAUACAUAAUACAUGGGAAUCAGAAGAAUCUUUAAAAGCACAAAAAGUAAAAGGAUUGAAGAAAUUAGAUAAUUUUAUUAAACGAGAACGGGAAAUUCAACAAUGGAGAGAUUAUGCUGGACCUGAAGAUAUAGAUUAUUUUGAAUGUCAAUUAGAACUUCAACAAGACCUUCUAAAAAGUUAUAAUAAUGUCGAAAGAAUUAUUGCUGAAUAUAAUAAACCUGAUUCCGAACAUCCGGAUUAUUAUUGUAAAUGGGAAAGUUUACCCUAUGCUGAUGCUACAUGGGAAGAUGGAGCACUUAUUGUCAAAAAAUGGCCAGAAAAAAUAAAAGAAUUUCGUGAAAGAGAAGAAUCAAAAAGAACACCAAGUAAACACUGUAAGGUUCUUAAAUCAAGACCUAAAUUUCACCAAUUAAAAGGACAACCAGAAUAUAUGGGUAAAGGUCGAGAUUUAACUCUUAGAGAUUACCAAAUGGAUGGAUUGAAUUGGAUGAUCCAUUCGUGGUGCAAAGAAAAUAGUGUUAUUUUAGCAGAUGAAAUGGGUCUUGGUAAAACUAUACAAACAAUAUGCUUCCUUUAUUAUUUAUUCCAUACGCAUCAACUUUAUGGGCCAUUUUUAUUAGUAGUUCCUCUUUCAACAAUGACUUCCUGGCAAAGAGAAAUGUCACAAUGGGCACCAGAUAUAAAUUUCGUUACAUAUUUGGGUGAUGUUACUUCCCGCAAUGUUAUUAGAGAGUACGAAUGGUGUUACAGUUCAAAGAGAUUAAAAUUUAAUGCCAUACUUACGACGUACGAAAUAGUACUUAAAGAUAAAGCAUUUUUGGGUGCCUUAAAUUGGGCCGUGUUGUUAGUAGACGAAGCACAUCGAUUAAAAAACGAUGAUUCACUCCUGUAUAAAGCACUCGCUGAAUUUCAUACGAAUCACCGCCUUUUAAUAACUGGUACUCCAUUACAAAACAGCUUAAAAGAAUUAUGGGCCUUACUACACUUCAUAAUGCCUGCUAAAUUUAAUUCAUGGGAAGAAUUCGAGAAAGAACAUGAUAAUGCGGCUCAAAAAGGAUAUUCCAAGUUACAUAAACAGCUAGAACCAUUUAUUUUGCGACGUGUUAAGAAAGACGUAGAAAAGUCUUUACCCGCUAAAGUAGAACAAAUCUUACGAGUUGAGAUGACAUCCUUGCAAAAACAAUAUUACAAAUGGAUAUUAACCAAAAAUUAUAACGCUUUACGAAAAGGUGUUAAAGGUUCUACUAUGACGUUCCUGAAUAUUGUUAUUGAAUUAAAGAAAUGCUGUAACCAUGCUUUUCUUACGAAACCUACUGAAAGUGAAAGAAGGGAUAGUAAUGAAGAUUAUUUACAACAAUUAAUUCGAGGUUCUGGCAAAUUAGUUCUUCUUGAUAAAUUAUUGGUGAGAUUACGUGAAACAGGUCAUAGGGUAUUAAUAUUUAGUCAAAUGGUCAGAAUGUUAGAUAUUCUUGGGGAGUAUCUACAAAAGAAACAUUUUCCAUUUCAAAGAUUAGAUGGAAGUAUAAAGGGAGAAUUACGAAAACAAGCAUUAGAUCAUUUUAAUGCAGAUGGAUCACAAGACUUUUGCUUUUUAUUAUCGACAAGAGCAGGUGGUCUUGGUAUUAACCUUGCCACUGCUGAUACUGUUAUUAUUUUUGAUUCAGAUUGGAAUCCCCAAAAUGAUUUACAAGCACAAGCUAGAGCACAUCGUAUUGGACAGAAAAAUCAGGUGAACAUAUAUCGAUUAGUAACAAAAAAUUCUGUAGAAGAGGAGAUAGUUGAAAGAGCAAAGCAAAAAAUGGUUCUAGAUCAUCUUGUAAUUCAACGGAUGGAUACAACUGGUCGAACAGUAUUAGAUAAAAAGAAUGCAGGGACCAAUAACAAUCCAUUUAACAAAGAAGAUUUAAAUGCUAUUUUAAAAUUUGGAGCUGAAGAUUUAUUUAAAGAUGAAGAAGAUGGAGAUGAAGAACCAACUUGCGAUAUUGAUGAAAUUCUGAGAAGAGCGGAAACGAGAGACGAAGGACCUUCAACGGUAGGGGAUGAAUUAUUGUCUGCAUUCAAAGUCGCUAGUUUUGCUGCAUUUGAAGAAGAAUCUGAACCAGUUAAUCAACCUAAUGAUAAUGAUGAUGAAAGUAAAGAUUGGGCCGAAAUUAUUCCAGAAAAUUUUAGGAAGAAAGUUGAAGAAGAAGAAAAAUCAAAAGAAAUGGAAGAUUUGUACUUACCUCCGAGAAGUCGAAAAACAUUACAGCAAAUUAAUCAAAGUGGUGAAGGCAGAGGAAGAAAACGAAAAAAGCUAUCUGCUGAUGAUAGUGAAGAAGGUGAAGAGACUGGAAGUGAGGCUGAAGGUAGUGAUGAUGAACGUCCUAAAAAAAGAGGUAGACCAAGAGUUACUCCUCGGGAAAACAUAAAAAGUUUCACUGAUGCAGAGAUAAGAAGAUUUGUUAAAAGUUAUAAAAAAUUUCCUGCACCAUUGAAACGAUUAGAUGACAUUGCGGCAGAUGCAGAAUUACAAGAAAAGCCAAUGUCAGAAUUACGUUUCUUGGGAGAUCAAUUAAGAGCUAGAUGUGACGCAUGUAUAUCUGAAUUUGAAAGUACCGCGAAAGAAAAUAAGGGUGAGGAGGAGGGUAAAGGUCCUGGUCGUAAGAGAGGCAGGGGUCCUACAUUUAAAAUUGGUGGGGUUAUGGUUAACGCAAAAUCUUUCUCAGCUGCUGUGAAAGAACUAGAACCUUUAGAACAAGCUUUGCCCUCGGAUUCGGAACAACGAUCUAAUUGGCACAUUGAUCUUAAACUAAAACCGGCAAAUUUCGAUUGCGAUUGGAACUCUGAAGAUGAUUCUAGACUUUUAAGAGGUAUAUAUCAACAUGGCAUGGGUUCAUGGGAAGCCAUAAAAAUGGAUAAUAAUUUAAAGCUUGGCGAUAAGCUUCUUCCAAAUGGUAGUAAACUCCAAUUAAAAAAAAUAAAUGCUCGAGCCGAAUAUUUGUUGAAAGUACUCAAGAAACAAAUUGAUUCUAAACUAGGAGUGACUAAAGCUAGAAAACCAAGAAAACCGAAAGAAGUAAAAACUGCAAUUACAAAAGAAAUUAUAGAAGAAAAUGAUAGUUCAGGAGAAGAGAGUAAUAAAUCUAAACUCAAAGUUGAAAAGCUACCUACAAAGAAAGAAGAUGAAAUUGUUGUAAAGAAAGAAACAAAGGAAGAAGUUGAAGAUAUAGUAGAAGAAAAAAAGAAAGAAAAGAAAACUAAAAAGGAGAAAAAAGAAAAUAAGAAGGCUAAAAAAACAAAACAAGCAGCGGGUCCGAUGCAUUUUACUGCUAACAAUGAACCAAGAGCGCUUGAUGUUCUUGGAGAUUUAGAUCCUUCUAUAUUUAACGAGUGUAAAGAAAAGAUGAGACCAGUAAAGAAGGCACUUAAGGCUUUGGAUAGGCCUGAUCAAUCUUUAAGCGAAACAGAACAAGUCGCUCACACGAGACAGUGUCUUGUACAAAUUGGAAACCAAAUUAAUACUUGUUUAGAAGAAUACAGAGAUCCUGAACAAAUUAAAGAGUGGAGAAGUAAUUUAUGGUAUUUUGUAUCUAAAUUUACAGAAUUCGAUGCAAAGAAACUUUAUAAAUUGUAUAAACAUGCGACGAAAAAGGGAUGUGAAAGUAAUACAAGUGCUACAUCUAGCCCAGAAAAAAAAGAAGAAUCAAGUAAUGUGAAGAAGUACACCGAAAAACAUAUCGAUAAACAAGUAGAAAGUAUUAAAGAUAGUAGAUUACAAAAACGUAGAGUUGAGGAUAUGGAAGAAAAUUCAAAUAGUAGCAGUACACCGAGUAAGAAACAUCUCUCGGCUAUAUCUGCUGUGAACAGUAUCAGCAAUACAUCUACGGUUACUAUUGGUGCUAUCACUAUUACUCCUAUUACAUCAACUCCAAAUUCUACUUCAAGUACCACCAAUAGUGUGGACACACCGCGACACAAAGAAAAAGAGUCAAAACAUAAGGACAUGAAAAGAGAUAGAGAACGUGAUAGAGAUAGAGAUAGAACUCAUAGUGAUAGAAGUAUGGACAGAAUGAGUGGAAGCAAAGAUGAGAGAAUUAGGAGAGAUAGUGGUGGAUAUAGUAUAAGCGGACACUAUAGUGGAAGCAGAGAAGAUGAUCAUUGGUUACCCCGUGAUGGAAGAGAUAUGCGAGAUGGAAGAUUUGGGGACCAUAAACGUGAUCGUUUUGACUCUUAUGGACGAAUGUCUAGUGGAUAUCAUCGUGAUAGAGAUCGAGAUCGCGAUCGCAACAUGCAUAUGAAUGAUAAGCGAAGUGAUUAUUACAGGUAUCCGUCGGGACCACCCAGUUACGGAUAUGGUCCAGGAGGAUAUGGAGGUGGAGGCGGCGGUGGUUAUCCUCCAUCUGAUAUUCCUCCGAGCCACUUUAGAGGUCGUGGUUAUCCUGGAGAUAGUUAUCCUAGCGAUUGGCGACCAAACAAAGAUUAUAGACGAGAUUAUGAUAGAAGACCACCUCCGCCAAAUGCUAACUCCUAGUGCUCCUUCCUUGUUACCGUUCUUGAAUGUGUUGUUGAGCGGCUGUAAUUCCGAUGGAGCCUUGUGUUGUUUUACCUGACUGGGCAUUGUACACGAUGCUCCCUUACACAUGGCUAUAUAUGAAAUACUUUACACAGUUUAAUCUGUGAUUUAGUACCACUCGUGACUUGUAUCUAUGUAUAAAAUUUAU
Eufriesea mexicana is the source of this 6104-nucleotide messenger RNA. It is a transcript of the gene Chd1, whose product is annotated as chromodomain-helicase-DNA-binding protein 1. Bases 524 to 5914 code for a protein of 1796 amino acids. Lineage: Eukaryota; Metazoa; Arthropoda; Insecta; Hymenoptera; Apidae. The transcript is spliced from 21 exons. Gene Ontology annotation, biological process: nucleosome organization. The record is from RefSeq and is a predicted model, not a curated record. Gene Ontology annotation, cellular component: nucleus; chromatin. Gene Ontology annotation, molecular function: chromatin binding; DNA binding; ATP binding.